Messenger RNA from Malaclemys terrapin pileata, 1268 nucleotides. It is a transcript of the gene FUNDC1, whose product is annotated as FUN14 domain containing 1. Gene Ontology annotation, biological process: autophagy of mitochondrion. Lineage: Eukaryota; Metazoa; Chordata; Testudines; Emydidae. Gene Ontology annotation, cellular component: mitochondrial outer membrane. The transcript is spliced from 5 exons. Bases 151 to 684 code for a protein of 177 amino acids. The record is from RefSeq and is a predicted model, not a curated record.
AGCCCUGCCGCCCCCCUGUGGGACCCGCCGCCCUGAGGGAGCAGAAGCCAGCGGGCGAACACAAGGAAUCCCGAACGUGUGUGACAUGGCUCCUGGGGUCCGGGCCUGCCCCCAUCGCUUCUUAGUGCCUGGGGCUGGCCGUGCUGGGAAAUGGCGGCUGGUACCCCCCAGCUGCUGGCUGUUGCUGGAGGAGGUGGGGCGAGAGGGCUUGUAACUGGGCCCAGCGCUGCCGGCCGCGCACAGGAGCCCGACUGUGAUGAUGAUUCUUAUGAAGUAUUGGAUUUAACAGAAUAUGCAAGGCGUCACCAUUGGUGGAAUCGUGUGUUUGGCCGAAAUUCUGGACCAAUUGUAGAAAAGUAUUCUGUAGCCACUCAGAUUGUAAUGGGCGGAGUGACUGGCUGGUGUGCAGGAUUUUUGUUCCAGAAAGUUGGAAAACUUGCAGCAACUGCAGUAGGUGGUGGAUUUCUUCUACUUCAGAUUGCCAGUCAUAGUGGGUAUGUGCAAGUUGACUGGAAGAGAGUUGAAAAAGAUGUAAAUAAAGCAAAAAGACAGAUAAAAAAACGUGCGAACAGGGCAGCACCAGAAAUCAGCACCCUCAUUGAAGAGUCAACAGAAUUUAUCAAACAGAAUAUAGUAGUAUCCAGUGGAUUUGUUGGAGGCUUUUUGUUAGGACUUGCAUCUUAAGGACCUGAAUUUUGUCUUCCUGAUGGCAUCAACCACAACAAAGAACAGUAGUAGUGAUUAGUGCACUGUCUUAAAGCAAAGCAGUGUGGGUCACUGAUCACUCCAGAGCAAGGAGAAUGGACUAGCCAGACAAAUUGGAAGCUUUUAUGUUUUAGGCUUUUGCCUUCUGACGCUUGGCAUAAGAUUUGCUGAAAAACUGCAGUGUGCUCAUAAUAGCAUUUCUGGACAAAACUGGUUAAUUUUCAUCAUUACUUUUUUAUUCUGUGACCAUUCAGAAAAUAGCAUUUUUAAAAUGUAAUUUGUGGGAUAUAGCUAUGUUACAGUAAUAUAAGAAGGAAAGCUCCAUUUUCAAUCUGAUUGUUUUCCAGUUAAAUGUUGUUUUAUCUUUAUUUAAAAGGUAUUGUCCUUUAUGCUGUAGUAAAUAGUGCCAAUGACUAAUAAUGUAUACAAUGUGUAGCUUCAGCCGCAGGGCUGACAAUCUUCCUUAGAAAUCACUGCAAUAAUCUAUAAAUCUGUAAUAACUUUUUACAGAAGUAUUAAGUAACAAAAAAUCAUGAGCAUAUUAAAGGUGAAAAUCAAACCUU